AUGGACCAAUCUGAUCCAGAAGCAGCACGCGAAUUGGGCCGUUGUAUUUCACCGAUGAGAAAAGACAAGGUCAAAGUUUCCUUCCGGCUACUUAGCCCUAAUCCAUCGGCUUUGGAUUAUCGACCGGGACAUACAUAUUACUUCAUAACUACCUCAACCGGGACACCAUGGGGUUUGGACAACACCAAGGGCGGUCUCUGCUCCACACACCAACUCAAAAUGAUUAUUCAUGUUGAAGAAGUUGGCAACACAAUCCUAUCGACAGUAACUCGAGGCGAACGACUAUCAUUAGAUGUUGGAAGCGAACGCCACGAAUAUGAAUCAGUACCGUUUGAUGAGCUCGACUUUCAGAUACAUGAAAUCGGCGAUGUAGAAAGCCUCUUCAUGUCUUCUCCCGCUUCACCAACUUCGGUCAUGCCAGUAUGGCUUUUCCUUUUGACAACUGUGGCCCUGCUUUUGAUAUGA
Strongylus vulgaris is the source of this 465-nucleotide messenger RNA. NCBI's taxonomy places the organism in Eukaryota, Metazoa, Nematoda, Chromadorea, Rhabditida, Strongylidae. The record is from the annotation of a GenBank genome assembly.